UCUCCCCUGAGUAUGAGGACAGCUGCCUUAGGAAACACAGAACCUAUCUCUGUUGUCCCUUUUCUCCGCUCUGGGUUUCUGGCUUUGUUCCCCUCUGUCACCAACAUGCCUCAGCCCCCGUGGAGGGUGAAAGUGGCGUGCCACAGAGAACACUUUGGAGCCUUGGUGCCAUCAUUCGUGAAAUGAUUAUGCUACCUCAUGGCGCGACCUAAGGAGGGGAAACCAGUAAGACUUCCUGCCCAGGGCCUACUACGUAACGUUCUGCAAAUGGCAGCCAGAAAUGUCAUUAUACUGCCCCCGCCCCCGCCCCCGCCCUGUCCUGCCCUGCCCGACUCAGCCUGAGCAUGGCUAACACAAAACCCGUUAACAAGCCCUUUUCUCUCUCCUGGAGGACAGCUGGGCCAGGCUGGGUUUUUCCAAGAGAACGUCGUCACAGAGGAAGAGGCAUGAAGUGGUCCAGGUGGCAGAGUGUGGGUUUUCUAUCCUGCAGCAGCAAAUGCCACGGACCGCCAGACUCCACCGCCUAGCUGAGGGCCUGCCCCUGUCCAAGGACUUGGCUCCUCUUCUCCUCUGCCCUUUUUCUGCAGCCUAAAGGGCCCGGGAAAAGGCAGCCAGCCCCUGAAGCUCCCCUAGUCACGUCGGCACAGACAGAAGAAGCCCAUACAUACGACGUUUUUCCUAUACUGGCUUAUCUCCUUGUCCUGGUCACACCAGUGCUUUAACAGGGACCUUCCAAAGACCCAGGCUUGGCUAAAUGCCCCAGUCCCCGGAUGGGAGGGCAGCAGGUUUUUCCAGGGCCCUUAGGGCUCAUAGGCCUUAAAGCUGCCAAACCUUGACACCUAGCUUCUAAGGCUCCCUUAUGCCUGCAUUGUCCUCCUUCCCACCCACCCCAGCUCACUCAGUAGUCUGGGUGAGGUUAGGAAAGUGGGGUGUCCAGUUCCCCUGGUCACACCCCCACCGAGCACCUGGUUUCCUCUGCAGGGUGUCCUCCACCACUGCCUGUGCCUUUAAGGACUGCUGCCCUGAGCCAAGCUCUUGACCUCAGCAUCCUCAGCUGAGUUGGAUUAAGGGACCCUUUCAUGCCUUUGCAAAUUCCUUCUGCCUGCAUUCUUCCCCCACACAGAGACCGAGUAGCCAGUAGCCUGAACCGUCCGUCCGCCAAGGGCCGUCUGAAAGUCAGUCUAGUCUGGCAGCCCUUCCCCCAAGGGAGCAGAGGCUGCCCCUUGAUAGGCAGUUUCGGAUCAGAGAGUGGGCCCUUGGCGGUCUUGGGCUAUCACAGGGACUCCAGGAAAGCCAUGCAGAGCCUUGAGCCAUGAAGGAAUGCUCAGAUAUCAUCCUCUGUGCGGAGGCGACAGAGCUGAGCAAGACUGAGUUCUGCAAUCCUGCUUUUGAGCCUGAAUCAGGGCCUCCCCCACCGGCCUUCCGGGAGGAUGCCAGCUGCAGCGUCCCGGCUCCCUGGCAUGGUCGGCGGCCCCGAGGGCUGCAGCCAGAUUGUCACUUCUCCUGGCUCUGUGUCCUCCUGCUGGCCAGCCUCCUGCUCCUGCUGCUCGGGCUUCUGGUGGCCAUCAUUCUAGCCCAGCUGCAGACUACACCCCUGCCCGGGGCCUCCUAUCACCCACUGCCCCCCCAAGGCUUCACCACCACCACCACCACCACCACCACCACCACCACUCCCACCCCCUCUCCAGCAACAGGGAACCCUAAAGGACAGCUGAAGGAGGCAGGCAUGAGCCCCUCACCGCAGUCCUCCUGUGGGGGCCUCCUCCCUGGCCCAAGGGGCUUCUUCAGCAGCCCCAACUACCCAGACCCUUACCCACCCAACGCCCACUGCGUGUGGCAUAUCCAGGUGGCCGCAGGCCAUGCAGUACAACUCAAGAUUGAAGCGCUCAGCAUGGAAAGCGUGGCCUCCUGUCUUUUCGAUCGUUUGGAAAUCUCCCCUGAGCCUGAGGGCCCCCUCCUCAGAGUGUGUGGGAAGGUGCCUCCCCCUACACUCAACACCAACGCCAGCCGCCUCCGGGUGGCCUUCGUCUCUGACAGCAGUGUGGAAGGAUCUGGUUUCCAUGCCUGGUACCAGGCUGUGACCCCCGGGAACGGGAACUGUGCUCAUGACGAGUUCCCCUGUGACCAGCUCGUCUGCCUGCUACCUGACUCAAUGUGUGACGGUUUUGCCAACUGUGCUGACGGCAGCGAUGAGGCCAACUGCAGCACCAAGCUCUUGGGGUGUGGGGGGAAUCUGACUGGGCUCCAGGGAAAUUUCUCUGCUCCCAGCUACCUGCAGAGGUACCCUCACCAACAGGAAAAGGCUUGUCCUUGCUCAGCCCAAAGCCUUUGUUCCACAUUGCCCUUCUGCGGAAGGUUCUGUGGAGCGGAGCCACCACCUCGCCUCAUCUCCUCCAGCCACCAGCUGGUGGUGCUCUUUAGGACAGACCGUGGCAUCAGCAGUGGGGGCUUCUCUGCCACCUACAGGGCCCUCAGUGCCACAGAGAACCCCUGUGGGCCCGGGGAGUUCUCCUGCCGCGAUGGAGGGUGUAAGAGUCUGCAGUGGAUGUGUGACACGUGGAGAGACUGCACAGAUAGCAGCAAUGGCAACUGCACCAGCCCCUUGCUCCCGCCCCCAGAGCUGGCCUGUGAACCCGUCCAGGUGGAGAUGUGCAUCGGCCUGAGCUACAACGCCACAGCCUUCCCUAACAUCUGGGUGGGCAUGGCCACCCAGGAGGAAGUGAUGGAGGUCCUCAGAAGUUACAAGAGCCUGACAAGUCUACCCUGUUACCAGAACUUCCGGAGGCUCCUCUGUGGGCUGCUUGUGCCCCACUGCACCCCCACAGGCAGCGUCCUUCCCCCUUGCCGCUCUGUCUGCCAGGAGGCAGAGCUCCAGUGCCAGUCCGGCCUGGCUCUACUGGGCACCCCCUGGCCUUUCAACUGCAACAGGCUGCCUGAGGCGGCUGGCCUGGAGGCUUGUGCCCAGCCCUGACCCUGAAGCAGGCACCUGCCCUCUGCCUGCCCAUCCACCUUUGCCUAUCAGGGCGGGCAGGCAGGGGACUCUGCCCAUCCUCUCUGGAGCCUCCCAGGGAGGGGAAGAGGAGUCCCCAGAGGGGCUGAUGGAAGCUUCCCUGUCCCUUUACUUGCCCCAGCUCCACACCAUGCCAUUGACAGUGAGGACUGCUUCCCACCCAAGCCUCUGACCCCCAUUUCCUGUCUCCUGCCCUCCCCUCGCCACCUCCUUUUUCAGGUUCUCCAUCACCUGCCUUUUGACUUUUGUCAUUUAUUCAACAACAAUGUAUUGAGUGCCUAGGAAUUGUGGCAGGCCCUGCUCUGAGUCCUGGGGAUCCAGUUGUCCGUGUGCCUCUAGAACUCUCCACCCUGGGUUCUCAGCUUCUAUUUCUCCUGGACUAGUCUGGUGCAUCACCGCACCACCUCUCCUUCGGCUCCUUGGAGCAGUGGGUGUCCUGAGUGUCUGUCUCACACAGCUCUGCCUCUCUGUGCCCAGCUAAGACUCUCUCCCCCUCCUUUCUCUCCCAAACCUUGGCCAGCGGCCGGGCGACACCACGAGUUAUUUCCCUGCUAUUUCCCGGCUCGGAGUUCUUGGCCCCUGAACAACUGGUUUCCUCUUGGAGUCUGGGAGGAGCAGAGCGGAGCCGGCAGGGAGCGAACCGGGACCAGGGGGGCGAAGAGGGCAGGGGACGCCUGGCAGGGGGGAAGCGCAGGGGCGGGACAGGGGUCAGCUGGAGGGUCCGGAGAAGCGAGCGAGCGCCCCGAAGGAGGCCCCGGGAGCCGG
Messenger RNA from Neofelis nebulosa (Clouded leopard), 3775 nucleotides. RefSeq names its product membrane frizzled-related protein (gene MFRP). Gene Ontology annotation, molecular function: protein binding. Bases 1313 to 2971 code for a protein of 552 amino acids. NCBI's taxonomy places the organism in Eukaryota, Metazoa, Chordata, Mammalia, Carnivora, Felidae. The transcript has 13 exons. The record is from RefSeq and is a predicted model, not a curated record.